Pseudophryne corroboree (corroboree frog) is the source of this 5539-nucleotide messenger RNA. RefSeq names its product mothers against decapentaplegic homolog 6-like. The record is from RefSeq and is a predicted model, not a curated record. Gene Ontology annotation, molecular function: I-SMAD binding; transcription regulator inhibitor activity. The transcript has 5 exons. The coding region runs from base 236 to 1300 and encodes 354 amino acids. Gene Ontology annotation, biological process: regulation of transcription by RNA polymerase II; transforming growth factor beta receptor signaling pathway; SMAD protein signal transduction. Gene Ontology annotation, cellular component: heteromeric SMAD protein complex. Lineage: Eukaryota; Metazoa; Chordata; Amphibia; Anura; Myobatrachidae.
CAUCCAUGUUGCUGGGCUGGCAGGAGCAUUGCACACAGAGGACCCAGCCCCAACCACUGAGACUGCUGCAGCCGUGCGAUUAGCAUGCUGGACCCUCACAAGCGGCCUGACAGGCCUUGGAGACCGGGCAGUGAGCAUGGCAGCUCUCGGGACUCACUUACAGAAUACCUGACUUGCCAGGUUCCCGUGGCCCCUGCUCGGAUCUAGGGCCCCGCAGAGUGACCGCCUACAUCUUAUGUUCCGCACCCAACGUUCUCUCUACGUAAGGAAGCUUUGGAGACAGCGCUGCACAACGCCAAGCCGGGGUCAGGGGGAGGGGGCGCCCCCCAGCCCCGAAGACCUCCUUAAUGGCCUCCGCCCCGCGGCACACCAGCUCUUCAUGAAGCUGAAGGAUGAGCAGCUGUGGCGGCUGGCGGAGGUGGUGGAGAGCAAAGGACGAUGGGACUGCGGCUGUGUAUGUAUCCCGUGGGAGGCCCGUUCCGGGAAGACGGCGGCCCUGCUCCCCCAGGUGCUGCUGUGUAAGCUGUACCGCUGGCCGGACCUGCGCAGCACCGCAGAGCUGAAGAGGCUGUUUCACUGCGCGGAGUACUGCAGGCGGAGCGACGAGAGCACCGCACUCUGCUGCAAUCCCUACCACGUCAGCCGCCUGGCGGCUCCAGAACCGGCCGUCUCAUUACCCUACAAGGCUAGAGAACCCGCCCGGCCCGUUCUGUCAUUCAGCUCCUCCAUCAUACACCAGGAGACCAGCUGCUGCAAUGUCCGAGGCGUGCACGACACCACCCUGUCCAGGGGCUCACACAGAGACGGCCACUGGUGUAAACUGGCGUACUGGGAGCACCGGACUCGUGUGGGGCGUCUCUACAACGUCACAGACCCUUCCAUCCACAUCUUCCAUCACCUGCCCAAAGGGAGUGGGUUCUGCCUGGGCUUCCUGGGCUGUGAAGCUCGCAGUGGUGCCGUGAGACGGACGCGGAAGAAGAUCGGCCAAGGCCUGGUUCUGAGCCGAGAGCAGGAUGAAGUGUGGGUGUACAAUCGCAGCGAUCACCCGGUCUUCAUCAAUUCCCCCACCCUGAGUGCCCGCGGGCAGCCUGUGCACAAGCUUUUACCUGGUUACUCUAUCAAAGUGUAUGACUCUGUGCAAGCAGCCGGCUUAUCGGGGUAUUCUGCGCUGGGGGACGGGCCCUGUGACACCCACAGUGUGCGCAUCAGCUUUGCCAAGGGCUGGGGGGCCUGCUAUUCCCGUCAGUUCAUAACAUCCUGCCCCUGCUGGCUGGAGAUCCUGCUCAGCACCCCAAAAUAAUGGACGUUCAGCCUACACCCCAUAAGCCACGUGUACGUGAGCAAGAAAAUAUUGUCUGACUCCUGGCCGCUAUGACGUUGAUCUUGGACUCAAUAAUAUAUGUUACUCAGUGUGGCUCCAUCAUCCUUGUCAUCUGAUCAACACAUUACCUGUGCCACCUGCUCAGCACAAGCUCCGUCAUCUGUGCCACCUGCUCGGCACAAGCUCCAUCAUCUGUGCCACCUGCUGAGUACAAGCUCCACCAUCUGUGUCACCUGCUGAGUACAAGCUCCACCAUCUGUGUCACCUGCUGAGUACAAGCUCCAUCAUCUGUGCCACCUGCUGAGUACAAGCUCCACCAUCUGUGUCACCUGCUGAGUACAAGCUCCAUCAUCUGUGCCACCUGCUGAGUACAAGCUCCUCCAUCUGUGUCACCUGCUCAGCACAAGCUCCAUCAUCCGUGCCACCUGCUGAGUACAAGCUCCAUUAUCUGUGCCACCUGCUGAGUACAAGCUCCACCAUCUGUGUCACCUGAUGAGUACAAGCUCCAUUAUCUGUGCGACCUGCUGCGUACAAGCUCCGCCAUCUGUGCGACCUGCUGCGUACAAGCUCCAUCAUCUGUGCCACCUGCCGAGUACAAGCUCCAUCAUCUGUGCGACCUGCUGCGUACAAGCUCCAUCAUCUGUGCCACCUGCCGAGUACAAGCUCCAUCAUCUGUGCCACCUACCGAGUACAAGUUCCAUCAUCUGUGCACCUGUUGGGUACAAGCUCCAUCAUCUGUGCAACCUGCUCAGUACAAGUUCCAUUAUUUGUGCCAUCUGCCGAAUACAAGCUCCAUCAUCUGUGCCACCUGCCGAAUACAAACUCCAUCAUCUGUGCCACCUGCUCAGCACAAGCUCCAUCAUCCGUGCCACCUGCUGAGUACAAGCUCCAUCAUCUGUGCCACAUGCUUAGUACAGGCUCCAUCAUCAGUGCCAUCGGCUGAGUACAAGCUCCAUCAUCUGUGCCACCGGCUGAGUACAAACUCCAUCAUCUGUGCCACCGGCUGAGUACAAGCUCCGUCAUCUGUGCCCCCUGCUCGGCACAAGCUACAUCAUCUGUGCCACCUGCUGAGUACAAGCUCCACCAUCUGUGUCACCUGCUGAGUACAAGCUCCGCCAUCUGUGUCACCUGCUCAGCACAAGCUCCAUCAUCCGUGCCACCUCUUGGGUACAAGCUCCAUCAUCUGUGCCACCUGCUCAGUACAGGCUCCAUCAUCUGUGCCACCUGCUCACUACAGGCUCUAUCAUCUGUGCCACCAGCUGAGUACAAGCUCCAUCAUCUGUGCCACCUGCUGAGUACAAGCUCCAUCAUCUGUGUCACCUGCUCAGUACAAGCUCCAUCAUCUGUGCCACCUGCUGAGUACAAGCUCCAUCAUCUGUGUCACCUGCUCAGUACAAGCUCCAUCAUCUGUGCCACCUGCUGAGUACAAGCUCCAUCAUCUGUGUCACCUGCUCAGUACAAGCUCCAUCAUCUGUGCCACCUGCUGAGUACAAGCUCCAUCAUCUGUGUCACCUGCUCAGUACAAGCUCCAUCAUCUGUGUCACCUGCUCAGUACAAGCUCCACCAUCUGUGCCACCUGCUCAGUACAAGCUCCAUCAUCUGUGUCACCUGCUCAGUACAAGCUCCACCAUCUGUGUCACCUGCUCAGCACAAGCUCCAUCAUCUGUGUCACCUGCUCAGUACAAGCUCCAUCAUCUGUGCCACCUGCUGAGUACAAGCUCCAUCAUCUGUGUCACCUGCUCAGUACAAGCUCCAUCAUCUGUGCCACCUGCUGAGUACAAGCUCCAUCAUCUGUGUCACCUGCUCAGUACAAGCUCCACCAUCUGUGCCACCUGCUCAGUACAAGCUCCAUCAUCUGUGUCACCUGCUCAGUACAAGCUCCACCAUCUGUGUCACCUGCUCAGUACAGACUCCUUCAUCCAUGUGGCCUGUACAGAGCAAGCUCCACUUUGUCAUAUUUGGACUCAACUUCAUUCUUGGAAGCCGCAUCUGGCGCCUGUAGGACACAGCUCCAUCGUUCACGUGGCACUGUGUGCGCUGUGUCAUCAUUGUCGAUGUACCCCUUCCACGGAUUGUCCUGGACACAGAUCUGUAAUAUGUCUCAGUACCCACCGUAUAUCAUGCAGAUAUCUACCUCUAAUUACUAAUAUGUCGUUAUAACCUACUCACUCCUGGUGCCAGCGCCUGUAACGUGAGCUGAGAGCCAGUGCCGGAUCCACCUGCAGUCUCCUUAGCGCCAUCAUCUGGAGAGUGCUGGAUUUACUUUACUGAGCACCAAGCAUGUGAUUUCCUGAGGAGCAUUGUGUCACUAUAAUCCCUCUGUGUAACAGCUCUGUGACAUAUAUAUAUAUAUAUAUAUAUAUAUAUAGACCAGCUAUGCAAUAUAUAAUGUAUAUUAUAUCAGGGCCCCCCCUGGCAGGUACAUAGUGAUUAUAUAUCCUGCAGAUUAUUACAUAAGGGCCCUUGUGUCAGUAUAAUCCCUCUGUGUUCCAACCAUGUAAUAUAUAGAUAGAUAGAUAGAUAGAUAGAUAGAUAGAUAGAUAGAUAUAGACCAGCCCUGCGAUAUAUGAUUUAUAGAUCACCACUAAUUUUCUAGAAUGCAAUAGAGAAACAACAGCUAGAAUCUGACUGGUUGCUAUGGAAACAGCACCACUUGUCUGUCAGAGAAGUGUUAGUACAUCUCCCCUGGCUGUGCCUGGUUCUAAUAUAAGGUAACAGGGUAAUGCCGGUGACACACAUGACCGCGCCCGGCUGUGUGACUGGGAUGAGGGCCGGCGACACUAGGGUCCUGGCCCCUCUCGCAGGGAUUUCUAUAUGGAGCCAUACUGUAUAUCGGGUACAGCAGCCGUGGAAGAGUACAGGAAUGUGUCUGUGGUAAAUAAAGAAUUAGUAUGUUGUAAAAUUGAGAGUGGGUGGGUGUAACUUUCCUCAGAGCCACCCCCAUAGUGAAAGCAGGCCUACGAGUGCUUAGCUGGCUCCCAUCCAAUCCUGGGCGUAUGGGACUCAAUGACGCAACGUGGGUCAGAAUGCCCAACGCAGCGCGAGGAGGCUGCAGAGAGAUGAGCGGGCGCUCUCCAGAGUCCAUAGGUCACCCAGUGUCUCCGGACGUACUGGGAGUGUCGGAAGUUAUGAGCAAGUGUUGGUGACGGGGCCCUACAACACUGACCUGUGGGGCCCAGACAGUUACUGCUGAGUGUGAGGAGGAGGUGACGUUACAGGGAAAGUGACUGCGAGGUACCGCCAGGGGACGUAUACAGGGGCGCUGCUCCACACCCGCUCAGUAACUCAACGUACGGCCAACUUUGGCCAGUCAGAUGGAAAAUAGAUAUAAUCCGUAUCUUGCUAUACAGAUAUCAUUAGGGUAAAAGUCAAAAUCACACGCAGAGGACAUAUACGCUGUAGAGGAGGCCAUUUUGUUGGUUGAACUUGAGGAACUAACCCUAAACAUCCUACAGCUGAGAAUGGUAUCCUGUGCCGCAGCACGGCGAGCAAAGCAAAAAACAUAAAAAACUUGUGUCGACCUUUUCAUAUGUGGACCUUGUGCUUGUCGACCAUUUGCGGUCGACUUUGACACUAACGACCUUUUUACGGUCUGAUUUUUGAACCACACCCAUCGACAAAGUGCUACUUAUCCGACUGAAAAUCAUAUUCCCAAGUGUCAUCCUCACGUCUGCCACUAGGUGGUGAAGCAGAGCUGAUUAUUCUGCGCUGCGGUCACAUGACUCCCUGUACUGCUCAUUGUAAUCAGCUUAUUAUAUGUUAUGAGUGUAACCAUCCUGUUUAUACCUGGGUGUAUGUACUGUCUCAGUAUUAUUUAUAUAGCAAUGUGUUACCAGUAACUUACAGCAUACCGGAGGUUUAUAGCGAGAGGUAGUAUUAUAGCGACGCUCGUAAUAUACUUAUAUAACGCUCUACCACAGUUGUGGGCCUGCGCUGGCGUCAAUUCCAGGAAAAUAAAUAGCCAUAGUGUAAGAAUAAUAAAUAAAGGGCUUAUUAUUAUAUUUAGGUGGGAAUUGCCCUUUUGGGGAGUGCUGCCACCUAUCUGUAGAAAGGUUAUACCUCUACGGUCUUCACUUUGGACCCAAAAACUAUUAAAUGCGUUGUUGUGUCGCCGUCUCCGACGCACUCACUUUCCGCCUAUUUGUGUAUUUGUUUUAUUACUAAUAUUCUCAAUAUUCUGUAACAGCAUUUAUUGUCUAAUAAACAUUACUAACGACA